This is a messenger RNA of Coregonus clupeaformis (lake whitefish), 1617 nucleotides long. It is a transcript of the gene pdf, whose product is annotated as peptide deformylase, mitochondrial. Bases 158 to 910 code for a protein of 250 amino acids. Gene Ontology annotation, molecular function: peptide deformylase activity. Gene Ontology annotation, cellular component: mitochondrion. Gene Ontology annotation, biological process: peptidyl-methionine modification; N-terminal protein amino acid modification. NCBI's taxonomy places the organism in Eukaryota, Metazoa, Chordata, Actinopteri, Salmoniformes, Salmonidae. The transcript has 3 exons. The record is from RefSeq and is a predicted model, not a curated record.
CUGGAAUUACAUACUCGUGUGUAUUUUUAUACAAUUUAUGAACUACAGUAUAAGGAUGGCAUCACUGUUGCUGCUGCAAUCAAUAUAAUAACAUUUAAGGGCUGUAAGUUAGCUAGACUGUAGCAGACGGACUCUACUGCCAGGACUGAACCCAGCCAUGAAUAGAACUCUGUGCACUUCAGUGCUGUUGACUAGUGCUUACAGAAUGUGUAUUUCAAAAGCCCCACGGCCCCAUUCCACUGGAUCCAUUGGCUGGGUAGUCCCUGUCUCCUCCAUGGCCCCCUCCCGGUCUUAUUCUACAAACAUCAAGGUUCGUUCCUACCUACAGUACAUGAAGCGGAAGAUCAAGCCCCCGCCAAGUCCUCCAUACCCCCAUGUCUGCCAGGUGGGUGACCCGGUGCUGCGAGCCCAGGCUGCAGUGGUGGACCCUGGGUCAGUACAGGGUCCGGAGGUUCAGGAGGUGAUCCACACCAUGGUGAAGGUGAUGCGGAAGUUUGAAUGUGUGGGACUGAGUGCGCCUCAAGUUGGAGUGCCACUUCGUAUCUUAGCUCUGGAGUUCCCAGAGCGCAUGUUGGAGGACAGCUUGCCUGCUGCACGUGAAGCCCGCGGUCUGACCACUGUGCCUCUGCGGAUCUUUAUCAACCCCCAGCUGCGAGUCCUAGAUGGACGCACAGUUCUAUUCCAGGAGGCCUGUGAAAGCAUCUCAGGGUUCUCGGCCACUGUUCCACGCUACCUCUCUGUGGAAGUCUCAGGCUUGAAUGAGAAGGCAGAGCCUGUGACCUGGCAGGUGGGCGGCUGGCCCGCACGCAUCCUACAGCAUGAGAUGGAUCACUUGGAUGGAGUCCUGUACAUUGACCGCAUGGACAGUAAAACCUUCAUUAACGUGAACUGGGCAGCAAAGAUCGAGUAGCCGUUUCAAACAAACCUAGUCACCCUGAUUGACCCACAGCACUUAAGGACACUUCUUAGACAUAACAUGGCAACAGAUAAGACCAUUCUGAAACCUUUCCUUUGACUGAUUAAACUGUAAAUUCUUUAUAAUAAGUAAUGUAUUUAUGAAGGCUGAUUUAUAGUCUGGAUGAAUAUUCAAUUCUCUUGCCAGUUGGUUAAUUUGUGUGGACAUUUUUAAAGGAACUGAAAUAUUGACUAAACUGUGGUGUCACUAGGUGGCUGACCACAGAGAACAUUUUGCUGAAUGUUGGAAGUAAAGAAAAAACUGGAAUAUCAACAUCUAAAAAGCACAGAACAAGAGACAUCUGUUCCCAUUUUAAAUCCCAUUUUAUUCAAAUAUCUUGCAGAAAACAGAACAUAAUGAAAACAAACACUUUGAACUCAAACCACAUUUGGCAGUAUUAUCUUAACUCUUGAGCUGCAACAUGUAAUCACUGGUUUCAGACUUAUAACAUAAGUGUAAGGCUCCAGAUCCCAACAGUCAAUGAGACUGGAUACAUUUAUAAUGGAAAACAAAGGCCACUUUCAGGGCAAUUUAAGGUCCUACCGAGAGCCCAAAAUAGAAAAAUAUACAAGAGUUUGGCACUUCACUUUUAAUCCCUGGGUGGGAUAAGGCUAAUUUAUAAAUUACAAAUUAAAGGCAACAUGUACAGUGCCUUAAAAGUA